AUGCAUGGGACGCUACGUAUGUAUCCUUCAACCUCCAAGGUGUUCUUAAUUAUAUCACAGUCAAAACCAAAAUCACAAAUCGAUAGUUCAGAAUGCGGGGAAUAUUUCGGGAUCAGAAGUCUUGAGCUAUCAGAACUCAGUGAUGAAUUUAGUAUACUAGUUAUUUCGAAGAAUUAUUCACGGAAGUAUUCUGUAGGUUUCAUCUUAGUCCCCUUAGUACAGCUUCUAAAGCAGUUAGGUUUCCAAUACCAGAGUUCAACACUUUUUGGAGAGCAGGGUUCAGUCCCAAGCAGGUUUGGCAUUUAA
Trichobilharzia regenti is the source of this 306-nucleotide messenger RNA. The record is from the annotation of a GenBank genome assembly. Lineage: Eukaryota; Metazoa; Platyhelminthes; Trematoda; Strigeidida; Schistosomatidae.